Messenger RNA from Diospyros lotus (date-plum), 935 nucleotides. RefSeq names its product CASP-like protein 5B3. The record is from RefSeq and is a predicted model, not a curated record. NCBI's taxonomy places the organism in Eukaryota, Viridiplantae, Streptophyta, Magnoliopsida, Ericales, Ebenaceae. The transcript has 3 exons. The coding region runs from base 280 to 810 and encodes 176 amino acids. Gene Ontology annotation, cellular component: plasma membrane.
AUUAAGGUCAGAGAGUCCCUUGAACAAUCGCCUUCACUGCGCGUGCCAAUGUCCUCUUGAAAUUUUUUUGUAAUGAUUUUGCUUUUGGUUAGUUGAUCUCUGAGUCACACAAAUUCACUGUUUGUGUUUAGCUAGCUCUUUCUAUUAUUGCCUCUCUGUCUCUCUCUCCAUGAGCUUGUUGCCACCCAGACAAAGAUUAGAACAAAUCUUGGACACCAGCAUCCUGGUCUCAAUUUUUGGUGCAAUAAUGUGCAAGUGGGUUUUUGGAUUUUCUUUCUGAUGAUAUCCGUAUUUACAUCUGUGAAAUCCUCAGUUGAAGGGCCAUUGUUUUUGGGGUUUUUGGAGGAGAAGAUGAAGGAUUUUCCUGGGGCUCCUGGAACCUUUACAGGGCUUGUUCUAAGGGUUUCUCAGUGCUUGUUUGCAGCUGCUUCUAUUGCUUCCAUGGCCACCAGUCACAAUUUCUUCAAAAUCACUGCCUUCUGUUACUUGAUUGCUUCAAUGGCUUUGCAAGUCAUCUGGAGUUCUGGACUUGCAUUCUUGGAUGCAUAUGCAUUGGCAAAGAAGAAGGUCCUCCACAGCAAUGCCCUGGUCAGCCUCUUCAUGGUUGGAGACUGGGUUACAGCAGCAUUAUCCCUUGCAGCAGCUUCUGCCUCAGCCGGCAUAGCGAUGCUGUACUUCAGUGACUAUGGGACCUGCAAUUUAGGGGAGGAAUGCCAGAAGUACCAAAUGUCAGUGGUUUUGGCAUUUUUUAGCUGGAUAACCAUUGCAAUAUCUUCUCUUGUUAUGUUUUGGCUUCUGGCUGCUGGAUAGAACCUGAUUAUUUCCGCCAUUAUUAGCUUCCCUGCCAUCCUACUGCCCUAGUUGUGAAAUAUUUCCGAGCCAAUAAUCUCUGUAUGGUAUGCAUAUGAAAGGAAAUUAUUCAUCGACUUCCUGAA